Miscanthus lutarioriparius is the source of this 2712-nucleotide messenger RNA. Lineage: Eukaryota; Viridiplantae; Streptophyta; Magnoliopsida; Poales; Poaceae. The record is from the annotation of a GenBank genome assembly.
AUGGACCACUGCGAGCUCGACCUCCGUGGAUGCAAGGAGGCCAACCGCAAUUACGCCGAGCUCUGGAUCCGGCACGCGCUGCUGCUGCAGGCUCGUGUGCUGGACGUCAGGUACACCACUGUGUUCGAGAGCUGCCCUCUCGUUUCCAUGUUCUUGGAGGUGCUGCGUCUUGAGCGUGUGUACUUCGAGAGCCAUACUGCUCUGGAUCUUUCGAGCUGCUUUGCGCUGGAGAAUGUCGAGUUCUCCAUAUGCAAAAUCGGCGUCUAUGAGAUUAGGUGCCCACCAUCUGUGAAACGGUUGAGCAUGGUGAAGUGCCGUUUUCGUGAUGUUGUCAAUGGCCGGCAUAACGAUAACCACAAUCGUAUCUCUGCCCCGAGUCUCACUUCGCUCAAAAUAGAUGGCUGUGAUGGUCUGCCUCCUGUGCUUGAAAGCAUGCCAUCGCUGCAAGCUGCGUCUGUUUCGUUUGGCUGCUCGUUUGAAGCUGGCACCACCGUCUCCAGCAUAUGGUCACAUUUUAUCACGUGUGAAGCAACAAGCAACAGGUUGAUCAAUAAUACAAUUAAUAAAAACUUUUGUAAAACUUGUUUUCUUAUUAGAAAGUGUUCACUCAUUAUCGAGCUGAGGAAACAAAGGACAAAAUCCUCUUGUUCAUUUGUUCCCUCGCACCGCAGCCUUUGGCCCCAUAAUUUCCCAUCAGUGCCUGCAAUCCCAUCGUCUUCCUCUGAAUCUCCUGCGCCUCCGCGAUUGCUUUCAGUUGCGUUGGAACAAAAACUUGGCUCCCACAGCAACCACCACCUUACCAUUCAGUUCAGUGUCUCCUGGAGUAAAAUUGAGAAAACCUCACAUCGCCAACUUCAGAUUCAGAGUGCUGAGCACAAGAAAGGAAAGGCCAGGGGAUCGAUGGAGGCUGCCGUGGUCAGCGCUUCUCAUGGUGCUUUGGGCUCCCUGAUAGCGAAGCUUGGUGAUUUGAUCACAUCUGAGUACAAGCUGCUCAAAGAAGCUAAGGGACAGAUCAUGUUCCUUAAAGCUGAGCUAGAGAGCAUGCACGCGUUCCUGAAGAAGAUGUCAGACAUGGAAGAACCUGACGAGCAAGACAAGUGCUGGGUGAAGGAGGUACGUGAACUCUCCUACGAUAUAGAUGACAGUAUCAAUGAGUUCCUGCAUCGCGUCGAGCGCAAGUACAGCAGCAUGCCGCGUGGAUUCAAGGGGUUCAUGGAUAGAAGCAUGAGCCUGCUGACAACCAUGAACAUUCGGCAUCAGAUUGCGAAGGAGCUGGAAGGCCUCAGGAGUCGUGUCAUGGAGGUGAACGAGCGACGCAUGAGGUACAAGGUCGAUGAAACUGUUUCCAAGCCAAACAACACAGUCGUCGAUUCUCGUGUUUUGGCACUCCAUGCAGAGUCAGCCAGCCUUGUUGGUAUUGAGGAGCCCAGGGACCAACUGAUAAAAUUGAUGGAGGAAGAGAGUGUGCCUGCUUCACAUAAGCUAAAGGUGCUCUCUAUUGUCGGAUUUGGAGGUCUUGGAAAAACUACCCUUGCAAAUGAGAUUUAUCGCAAGCAAGAGGGCUUGUUCCUGUGUCAAGCUUUUGUUUCUGUGUCCCAAAAACCAAAUAUUAGGAAGGUACUAAGGACUAUACUAUCUCAAGUUGGCUUUAAACCUCCUAUGAACACCAACAUGGAAAUGUGGGAAGAGUCCGAAUUGAUUAGGACGCUGCAAAAUUUUCUUUUGGAUAAGAGGUACUUCAUUGUAAUUGAUGACAUAUGGGAUGCUCCUUCAUGGGAUAUUAUAAGAUGUGGUCUUCCAGAGAGCAUGAAUGGAAGCAGAGUAAUCACAACUACACGAAUCGAGACUGUCGCUAGAGCUUGCUGCACUAAUUGCUAUGAAUAUGUUUAUAAGAUGAAACCACUUAAUGAACAAGGCUCAAGAAGAAACUCACUAGACAAUAUCAAGGGUCUGAGAGAACUGACAAAUCUGACAAAUGUUGAAAUCGGAUAUUCUGACUACACAUCCACCAAUAGAGACAAGUUUGCUGCAAAAUGUAGGGAACUUGUGCACGCCCUUGGAAACAUUUGCAGCCUCAAAUGUCUACUUAUUCAUAGUGAUUACCUACCUGUCACUCUCAGAGCCUGCUUAGAUUCAUGGUGUUCAGUCCCAACUUCAUUCAUUCAUCUCCAGAGCUUUCAUGCAAUGUACGAUCGCUGGUUCUCGAGGAUUCCUGGGUGGAUUGGCCAGCACCAUAGCCUGUAUGACCUGGAGCUUAGUGUUCAGGAUGUGUAUGGGGAUGACGUUGGGAUUCUCUCACAGUUGCCCUCCCUUGUCCGCCUCGACUUGCACAUCCAUGGAGUUCCUAAAGACAAGAUCAUCAUCCGUGGAAGAGGAUUCCCUGCUCUCAAGCAUUUUACAGUUGGAUGUUUCAGGAUAUCGUACCUGGCCUUUGAGGCAGGGGCGAUGCCGAAGCUUGAAAGGCUCGGGCUAUGUUUCAAUGCACAGGGAUGGGACAGGUAUGGUGGUGUGCCUGCAGGCAUCGAGUACCUAUCAGGCCUCAAGGAAAUCGUCGGAGACAUUGGGAGCACAUUUGCAAAAGAAUCCAAUAGAAGGGCUGCAGAGUCUGCGCUCAGGGACGUGGCUGGCCUGCACCCAGGUCACCCUGUAUCCAACAUCAAACUGGUGGGCGGGAGUUUUGGUUAUAGUAUAGCAGUGCCUGAUAUAAAUUAA